Messenger RNA from Maudiozyma barnettii, 1899 nucleotides. It is a transcript of the gene RLF2, whose product is annotated as Rlf2p. The transcript has a single exon. NCBI's taxonomy places the organism in Eukaryota, Fungi, Ascomycota, Saccharomycetes, Saccharomycetales, Saccharomycetaceae. Gene Ontology annotation, cellular component: CAF-1 complex; nucleus. Bases 1 to 1899 code for a protein of 632 amino acids. The record is from RefSeq and is a predicted model, not a curated record. Gene Ontology annotation, biological process: nucleosome assembly.
AUGAGUGAAGAUAUUAAAAUUGGUAAGAAAGGGAGUAUUUUAUCAUUUUUUAAAAAUACAAAAAAAGAUACUUCAAAGAACAAGGUCGCAAAUAAAGAAACACCUAUUUCCGUUGAUAUUACGAAUUCAAGUGAUGUAAUUGAUCUUGAUGACCUUGAUAAAGAUGAUAAUGAUAAAAAGAAUGAGCUAACAAACGAAGUUGUUACAACCUCUAUAGAUAGGGAGACCAAUACAGUUAGUGUACCUGAAUCAAACAACUCAGAAACUAAACAGUUGAGCGAUAAAAAGGAACCGACAGUUGAUUCGAUUGACCCCUCCGAUGAUGUUCCAGAACUAAGUGUUGACAAUACAGUAGUCACUAAGGAGGUCAAUGAAGACGAUGAAAACAGCAAAGCUAAUAAAGAUAAUACAGAAAAAGAAGAUACGAAACAAAUUGAAAAAAAGAAAAAAGCAGAAGAAAAGUUAAUUGUCAAGAAACAAAAGGAAGAAGAACGAUUGAAAUUUAAACAAGAACGAGAACAAGAAAGAUUACGACUCAAAGAACAAAAAGAAGAAGAAAAACGUAAAAGGGAAGAGGAGAAACAAAAACUUAAAGAACAACGUGAAGAAGAGAAACGCAAAAGGGAAGAAGCUAAAUUGAAGCUAAAACUAGAACGUGACUUAGAACGAGCCAAAAAGGAAGAAGAGAAACGGAAAAAAGAAGAACAAAAGAAGAAAGAGGAAGAAGCUAAAGAAAAAUCACAAUCUCGUAUUGCUAAUUUCUUCAAGAAAGUCAGCGAUAAAAAUAAACCUGAAACCUCUAAAUCUGAUUAUGAAUCAUCUUUUUUGCCAUUUUAUACCAGAGAUGGUGUUAUAAUGCCAAUUACAAGCAUUACUUCUAAGGAUGAGAUUAAAGACAAAAUGAACGCAAUUGAUGAUAUGCUGAAUCAACCUAUUACUGAGAAUAACAUCAACAAACAAAAAUUAUGGUUAUCUUCUCGUCAAACGUCCAGAAAUAAAGGCAUAAGUUACAAAGCAGUUACUUUGUUACAACAAAUGACAGCUAAGGACAAAAGUGAUGAAGAAUUACAAGCAUUAUUAUCUUUGGUGCCUCAAAAAUAUAUUAAAUUUUAUGAAAAUGUUAGACCGCCCUACAUUGGAACAUAUUCAAAAGAUACAAAAUUACCAAUUGAUAAUCCAUUCUCUACAGAAGGUACUAAUUAUAAUUAUUCAUACGACUCUGAUCUUGAAUGGGUAAACGAAGAAGAAGAUGCUGAUGGUGCUGGAAUUGAUAACCUAGAGAGUGGAGACGAAGAAGACGACGAGGAUGACGACGAAGAAGAAGGUAGUGAGAAUGAGUUUGAUGGUUUCUUGGAUAAAGAAGAAUCUGGCAACUCGGGAAACAAUAAUAAGAAGUUUAUCGGACCAUUAAUACCUACUGUCCUUCUUCGUGUUAAUAUCGAAAGCAUGGACGGUGAUGACAAGCAAUAUUUCAAUUUAACAUCUGCUGAAUCACUACUAGCUGAUAUGACACUCCCAAUCGAACCGCAUGAAAAAAUACGAAAUGCUACACAAUCGAGAGUUUCGGCUAACACUUCUCCAUCUAAAAGAUUAGCAGAUGCAUUAGAUAAUAACCCAAAUAAUAACGGCUCUUUAGAGAGUCCCGAGAAGAAAAAAGCCAAACUAUUAAUAACCGACCCUAAGGAUCUUUUGAAAUUGUUUGAUGAAAUUCAAGAUAGUACCUUCUCAUUAGGAACUGUCACUGAAAUAUCUCAGAAGAGUCUACCCAAUUACAAUAAACAAACAAUUAAGAAUACUGUUAAAGAAUAUGCUAUUAGGGGUUCAGGAAAAGGUGAUAGCCCUCGUAAAUGGCAAAUAAAGGAUAUAACUCACUGGGAACAAUUACGUAGUAGCGUAUGA